AUGGAGGAAUUCAGACAAAUUGGUGAGGUUUUGGGAAGUCUAAGAACUCUUAUGGUUUUACAAGGCGAGUUUCAAGUCAAUCGACGACAAUGUUGCUUGUUGUUUGAUAUAUUUUGUUUGGCUUUCAAUGUAAUAGCCGAAGAAAUAAGGUUGAACCUGAAAAUCGAAGAAAAGAACAUAAAAUGGAGUCCCAUUGAUAACCCUUUGCGAGAGCUUCAAAAGAUCUUUAAAGAAGGUGAAUUAUAUGUAAAACAAUGUAUGGACAAGAAGGACUGGUGGGUUAAGGCAAUAAACCUCCAUCAAAACAAGGAUUCUGUUGAGCUUCACAUUCACAAUUUGCUUUGCCACUUUCCGGCCUUCAUUGAGGCCAUUGAGAUGGCCGGAGAGAUCGCAGGGCUCGACCAGUAUGAGAUUCAAAGGAGGAGAGUCACACUCACGAGGAAGUACGACGCCGAGUGGAACGAUCCGAAGCUCUUCCAGUUUCGAUUCGGAAAUCAGUACUUGAUCCCUCGAGAGAUUUGUAGCCGGUUCGAAAGUGCGUGGAGGGAAGAUCGAUGGAACCUUGUUGAAGCUCUGAGGGAGAAGAAGGCUUCGGAAUCGGUAACGAAGAACCAACAACGGCUAGCUAGCUUGUUGAUUCGUAAAAUUAUUGGAUCAGAGGCUUCUAACGGUGAACUUUUCCCUAGUUCAAUCUUGUAUUGCGGGGAUUACCAAGUAAGGCGACGAUUAUGGGGACAAUAUAAGGAAAUACAAUGGUUGGGAGAUAACUUUGUGUUAAGAAACUUCUUUGGGGAUGUUGAACCAUUAUAUUCUGAAAUCUCUAAAUUACUUUCACUCACUCAUCCAAACAUACUGCAAUACCUUUGUGGGUUUUACGAUGAAGAAAAGAAAGAAGUGUUGCUUGUUCUCGAGUUAAUGAACAAGGAUCUCGGUAGUUACAUGAAGGAGAAUUACGGCUCGAGAAGGCGGAUCUUGUUCCCUCUUCAUGUUGUGGUUGAUCUUAUGCUUCAAAUUGCAAGAGGAAUGGAAUAUCUGCAUUCAAAGAAGAUUUAUCAUGGAGAGUUGAGCGCUAGUAACAUCUUUCUAAAAGCUAGGAACAAUGUUGAAGGUUGUUUCCAUUUGAAGAUCUCGGGUUACGGUUUAUCUGAUGUAAAGCCUCGUUCCUCCCCGAACUCGUCACCGAGGAUGUGCGAGCCAAAACCUUUCAUUUGGUAUGCUCCAGAAGUUAUGAUAGAGCAAGAGCAGUCAUCCAAUGGAUCUUCCAUUUUGAAGUACUCAGAGAAGGCAGAUGUGUACAGCUUUGGGAUGCUUUGCUUUGAGUUAUUGGCUGGGAAACAACCGUUUGAAGGACAUGUAGAGAAGAUGAGUAGAAAUAUCUUGGCAGGGGAGAGGCCUCUUUUUCCCUACACAGUCCCAAAAUAUCUUGUCAAUUUAACGAAAAAGUGUUGGCAUACCGAUCCGAAUCAACGCCCGAGUUUCUCAUCAAUUUGUCGGAUUUUGCGCUACAUCAAGAAGUUCCUCGUGAUGAACCCUGACCAUGACUAUGAUCAGCCUGAAGUGCAAUGUCCUAUUGAAGAUUAUUGUGAGAUAGAGACAUGGUUUGCAAGAAAGUUCACUGCAAAUGAGACUUUCAAUCCACUUUCAGUUGCACAAAUCCCUUUUCAAAUGUUUGCUUAUCGGCUUGUCGAGAAAGAUCGAACUAUUAUGAACACGAAGGAUAAGAAUGGCGAGUUAACCAUCGAAGGGGCCUCGACUUGCAGAGAUGAUAUUGUUUCUAUAAUAGAGGAUCCAUUGACAGCAACUAGUGACACAAAGUCUGUUGGUUCUGAUGUGAAAUCUCGUGGUUCAGAUACCAAGUCAGUUUAUUCGGAUGUAAGAUCAGUUUACAGUGAGGUUCCGGAAAGGAGAACAAUACGGUUUCGCUCGCCCCCAAAGAGAUUGGUUUCCACAAAGACUCCAGAGAAGAGAGUUGUAAUGACAAAGAAAAACAUUAACGUGAAGGCCAAGAAAAGUUCAGGGGCAAUAAAUGGACAAUCUACUCGAUCAUCAACCUUGAACCGUGUUCACAGUACAGGGGUAAUCCGAGAAAAUCGAUCAUCAUUCAGUACAGGUUCCUUCAACAGAGGUCGGCAACAAACAUCAGGUCAUACCUCGGAUUAGCACAAAUUAAUCACCAUAAUGACUGUAAACGAAACAUUUAGAGACCAAAAGGACAAUCUACAACGACCAACAACCUUGAAAUGUCUUCAUAGUACAAGGAUAAUGAGAGAAAUGAUGGCCAUU
Messenger RNA from Gossypium raimondii (Peruvian cotton), 2283 nucleotides. RefSeq names its product serine/threonine-protein kinase ATG1. Gene Ontology annotation, biological process: signal transduction; protein phosphorylation. Bases 1 to 2160 code for a protein of 719 amino acids. The transcript has 2 exons. Lineage: Eukaryota; Viridiplantae; Streptophyta; Magnoliopsida; Malvales; Malvaceae. Gene Ontology annotation, molecular function: protein kinase activity; ATP binding. The record is from RefSeq and is a predicted model, not a curated record. Gene Ontology annotation, cellular component: cytoplasm.